GAUAAGCCGCCGAAGUCCUACCGCCUGAAGAAUAAAAAAAGGUGUUAGCUGGGAUGCGUAACACCGCUGUUCUCGCUUUUCAGGCAACAGCACGAGCUGCGUCCCCUCCUCUUCAUCGGAGUUUCCUGAAGGGUUUUUUACACCACAGGAGAGGAAGGACGGAGGAAUCGUUAUCUAUUUCAUAAUUAUACUUUACAUGUUUUUGGCGGUGUCUAUUGUAUGCGAUGACUACUUCCUGCCUUCUCUAGAGAUCAUUAGCGAAUGCCUUGGCCUCUCUCAGGACGUUGCUGGAGCAACUUUUAUGGCUGCUGGAAGCUCUGCUCCAGAGCUUGUCACUGCUUUUCUAGGAGUCUUCGUCACAAAGGGAGAUAUCGGUGUUAGCACCAUCCUUGGAUCAGCAGUCUAUAAUCUUCUUGGUAUUUGUGCAGCUUGUGGGCUCUUUUCUAGUGUGGUUUCGAGGCUAUCCUGUUGGCCGCUGUUUAGAGACUGUCUGGCGUAUACAGUUAGUGUAGUGGCGGUCCUUGUGAUGAUAUCUGACAACAGAAUUUACUGGUAUGAAAGUGCUUCCUUAUUAUUUAUAUAUGGAUGUUAUAUUCUGGUACUGUGUUUUGACAUUAAAAUCAAUCAAUACAUCAUGAAGAAGUUCAGUCCCUGCUGUACAUGUUUUGCAAAAGCUAUGGAAGAGGAUGCUGAGCAGCAGCCGCUAGUUGGAUGGAGGGAAGAGAGUGGACCUCUAAUUCGUCAACAGUCAAGAACAGAUAGUGGAAUUUUUCAGGAUGAACUGAACUACUCACAACUUUCAACAAGUUUGCAUGGGCUUGAUGAAAUCUCUGAAGAUCAUCCAAGCGUCUUUACCAUGCCUGAAGCAGAUAUGAAGAGAAUUCUGUGGGUGUUAUCCCUUCCUAUUAUUACACUGCUCUUUUUGACUAUACCAGAUUGCAGAAGACAAUUUUGGAGGAACUGGUUCAUGGUGACAUUUUUAUUUUCAGCAGCAUGGAUUUCUGCAAUGACUUAUGUUCUUGUAUGGAUGAUAACAAUAGCAGGUGAAACACUGGGAGUUCCAGAGUCAAUAAUGGGCCUCACAUUACUAGCAGCAGGAACAAGUGUACCAGAUACAGUUGCAAGUGUGCUGGUGGCUCAAAAAGGAAAUGGAGAUAUGGCUAUGUCUAACAUUGUAGGAUCCAACGUAUUUGAUAUGCUGUGCUUGGGAAUACCCUGGUUUAUAAAAACUGCCUUCAUAAAUACAUCAGGACCCAUAGAAGUGAACAGCAGUGGUUUGACAUACACAGCCAUUUCUCUUAUCUGCUCUGUUGUUUUUAUUUUUCUGGCAGUUCACCUGAACGGCUGGAAAAUAGAUAAAAAAUUGGGAGCAAUCUGUCUUGUACUGUACUUAGUAUUUACUAUAUUAUCAAUUUUAUAUGAACUUGGUAUCAUAGGGAACAAUCCUACAAGGGUCUGUGGUAACUAGUUUUAAUCAGUGAUUAUACUGAAGAAAAAAUAAAAGCAAGAGAGAACGAUCAGUUUCUUCAUUUAGUCAGAAAAAAAAAAAUCCAAAACUCCCACUGGGCUCUAAAUCUUAUUUACAGAACGGAGUCAUGGCAUUAAAGUAAUAUUAAGUAGAACAAAAACAUCACAGCCUACUUGGAGCCCUUUCUUUUAAAGUCAAGAAUUACAGUAUGACUACAAUGCACAUAUAAAACCAAAAUUUUGAAAAAAAGAGACAUCCAAUUUUUACAUUAUAAUGUUGAUACAGGGUAGGGCGGGGGGGAGGAAGAAAAAAAAAUCAGAAA
This is a messenger RNA of Struthio camelus australis, 1790 nucleotides long. NCBI's taxonomy places the organism in Eukaryota, Metazoa, Chordata, Aves, Struthioniformes, Struthionidae. The record is from RefSeq and is a predicted model, not a curated record.